UGCAGCUGCAAUUGGGGAUCCACAGAGCCGCACGCGCUACCCAUGACAGCCGCCUGCAUCUCCCCCGAUGCCGACCUCCUCCCGUCCAACCGCCCAACCAAUCCAACGACAAGCAGGGCAUGGCGUUUGCACUUGCAUCGCCAUGCCAUCGCAGCAGAAUCCCGUCAACACCCAGCUCACACCAUCUCGCUAUUCAGAUUCUCAUGUGCCAGCCGGACACACGCGAGACCUUUUGGUCCCCUAGCCUCCAUCUCACACUCCAUCAGCUCACUGCUAAUAUAUAUAUGCCAACCCCACACUGUUCUCCUCUCGCACACAGAACUCUGGAGCUCCUUGUCAUUGCCACCUUCGCAACAGUGCCAAUGGCGAGCCGCUGCGGCUCCUUGUCAUCAUUGCCAUGGCUGCUCUUGCUGGUGCUGGUCCUUGGCGACGCUGCGGCUGCGACGGCGAUGCCCAGGCCGCUGCUGGGCAUGGCCGAGCCGCCGGCAACCGCGCCGGGCACGGCAGUAGGCCCCGCAGGCGCGUCGCGGCCUCGGGGUGGCGGGAGGCCUGACCGUGACCGGUCGGUGGCUGGUGCGGAGGUGAUCCUCGCCGGGUUCGCUGCCGCGGUGAUGGUCACCAUCUUCUGCUAUAUCAGGGCCACCAGGAAAAACAGCGGCGGCAGCAGCAGCAGCAGCGAUGUGGGAGUGGGAUUGGGAUCGGGAGGGAAACAGCAGCGGGGUUUGUGAGGAUUCUGAUGAGCUUCUAAUGGGCGGAUAGGAACUUGUUUUUUCAGUUCAGAGUUCAGACUUUUACUAAGGGCUUGUAAAGGGGAUCAAAUGAGAAGACGGGGUAAAAAUAUAGUAUAGCAGGAUCUUCAGGUUCGUCGGAUCAGUCCACCCAUGACCAUGAGAAGAGUACAAGAGUCAAGACUGAUAUGGCUGAGGUGUGUAUUGUAUGUAUACAUGUAUUUUUCUGAUGAAAUCAGGUGAUAUAUGAGAAAAUAAAAGGUCGAAAGAA
Messenger RNA from Sorghum bicolor (sorghum), 999 nucleotides. RefSeq lists its product as uncharacterized. Lineage: Eukaryota; Viridiplantae; Streptophyta; Magnoliopsida; Poales; Poaceae. Bases 120 to 728 code for a protein of 202 amino acids. The record is from RefSeq and is a predicted model, not a curated record. The transcript has a single exon.